Messenger RNA from Daldinia caldariorum, 1386 nucleotides. RefSeq lists its product as uncharacterized. Gene Ontology annotation, biological process: lipid biosynthetic process. The record is from RefSeq and is a predicted model, not a curated record. The transcript has 2 exons. The coding region runs from base 207 to 1244 and encodes 345 amino acids. Lineage: Eukaryota; Fungi; Ascomycota; Sordariomycetes; Xylariales; Hypoxylaceae. Gene Ontology annotation, molecular function: iron ion binding; oxidoreductase activity.
AGCCCAGCCCAUCCCAUCCCCCACGCCGCGACUCGCGAAAUUGCAUAUCAAAAGCCUACCCUGGGCCUUACGAGGAUUUGAGAAAUUUCUCCCAUUUAUUUGUUGCCAUCACCCUCAUUUUGGUUGUUGUUUUUUUCCUCUAAUCUUUCCCAUUGUUUUUUCUAACUUUGCGCUCCCGUCUUUUCGCAGUUCAAUAGUUUUCGAAGAUGGAUGUCGUUCUUGAAAUCGCAGAUACCUUCGCGGGAGAUUACAUCUACUCCAAGCUGCUCCCAUUGCAUCCGGUUGCUCCCCAUGAUCUUCCGGAUGUCGGCGCCAACUCCACCCAGACUCUUUCAUCAUGGAAGUUCAAGUCGGCGAACCCUUACUUCCAAUUCGAACCCAGCGAGUACGCGUAUAUGAGUGCUUGGGAUAGAGACAACGUAUUUCGCCAGUUCACUUCACUAUUCUUCAUCACAUGGAUCUUUGGCUUCCUGUUGUACUUCCUAUUCUCGACUUUAUCCUACAUCUUCAUCUUCGAUAAGAAGACGUUCCAGCAUCCCAAGUACCUUAAGAACCAGAUAAGGCUUGAGAUCAAGCAGACGAUGAACUCGAUGCCCAUCAUGUCGCUUCUGACCGUCCCCUUCUGGCUUGCCGACGUUCGUGGCCUUACCAAACUUUACGAUACUCCCGCCGACGGACCUGGCAUGUGGUACGAGAUCUUGCAGUACCCCUUCUUCAUCUUGUUCACCGACGCCUGUAUCUACUUGAUCCACCGAGGCCUACACCACAAGUUGAUCUACAAGCACCUGCACAAGCCUCACCACAAGUGGAUCAUGCCUACUCCCUACGCUUCCUACGCUUUCCACCCCGUCGACGGCUGGUCGCAAUCGCUCCCGUACCACGUCUUCCCCUUCCUGUUCCCGCUGAACAAGUUCGCCUCCGUCGCCUUCUUCGUCUUCGUCAACUUCUGGACCAUUAUGAUCCACGACGGCGAGUACAUGGCCAACAGCCCCGUUAUCAACGGCGCCGCUUGCCACACGAUGCACCACCUGUACUUCAAUUACAACUACGGCCAGUACACCACCUUCUGGGACAGGCUGGGCAAGAGCUACCGCAAGCCCGACGCCGACCUGUUCGAGAAGGAGAAGAAGAUGGGCGAGGCGCAAUGGAAGGCCCAGGUCAAGGAGAUGGAGAAGAUCGUCCAGGAGGUCGAAGGCGAGGACGACCGCAGCUACGACGCCGGAAAGGUCAAGAAGAACAAUUAAAGCUUCUAGACUACGGACUGUCUAGUAGUAGUAGAAGCAGCAGCAGCAGCAUAUAUUCGAUGCGCGAGAGCCCAGUUAUUCGGUGCAUAACUGAAAAUUUCGGUUUCGAAUUUGGAUGCGGACGAUGCGAGCACAAUGUUGU